Messenger RNA from Trypanosoma grayi, 1713 nucleotides. Its product is annotated as tRNA (uracil-5-)-methyltransferase. Lineage: Eukaryota; Euglenozoa; Kinetoplastea; Trypanosomatida; Trypanosomatidae. Gene Ontology annotation, molecular function: RNA methyltransferase activity. Gene Ontology annotation, biological process: RNA processing. The transcript has a single exon. The coding region runs from base 1 to 1713 and encodes 570 amino acids. The record is from RefSeq and is a predicted model, not a curated record.
AUGGCGAGUAAACUCGAGGCUAGUGAGGCUACACCGUCGGGAUCUUCGACGGGCGUCAUGCUUCGUGAGCACAGCAAUGAGAAUUUGCUCAAGUUCGACACCCACGACAAGUACUCUACGACGUCUGCUAUUAGAAAGAUGAUUAUGAAGGAGCUUCCGCCACCCAAGACGAAUCUGCCCCCGCAGCCGUUGUUCAAUGGUCUCAUCCGCAUCGGAAAAAAUCCGAAUUCACCUCUUCUCUUUUUGGCAUUCCAGACGCCCGAAGAAAGCGCCGCUGCUGCCGAGCUACUGCGGGGGAUGCUCUUCAGAGGAAAAAAACAAUGGUACGAGGUGCCGGUGACACAACGGGAUCUCCAGCUUACCCACAAGGGCGGUGGAAAAAAGCGGUCGCGUGACGAGGAGACAGCAGAGACCUCAGGGCAAAGCAAAGUGUCAAAGUGGGAGGGCUGUGCAAUAGAGGAGCAGCUCUCGCGGAAGAAGCGUCACUGUCUGCAGGUCAUGAAGGCGAUUGCCCCUUCAAAGGAGACGUAUGAGCAGCUCUUCACGGGCAUUCACGCAAGUCCCGAAUUAACUGGUUAUCGCAACCAUGUUCAGCUCUCGUUUGGUUACACGGAGAGUGGCGAGCCCUCAAUUGGGUUUCUUAAAGGUUCUAUGGUGGAGGGAACGUGCGCCAUCGACUCCGUACUGGAAAAGGACAUUGUGACCAUGCAUCCGCUGGCGAAGGCGGUGGCACACACUGUGCUGUCAGUACAGAAUGAGUUCUCCGCCCCCGACAAGGGUGGGUUGAAAGUAUUUGACAAAAUAACACAGCAGGGGUUCUGGCGGAAGCUUCAGGUGCGACACAAUGUUCUUGGUGAAACUAUGGUAGAUGUCGAGGUCGACAUUGAAAGUGUUGAGGAAUCAGUGGCAAAUGAAGUGAAGGAGCGACUAUCGGCUGUGCUGCAAAGUGACGAUCUGAAGACGCAGUUGCAAGCGGUCACUGGAAAGGACACUGCUGCCAUUGUAAGUGCGCAGUAUCACCACGGCACUGGAAUCAGUUCCCCUCCGUCGGACGUGCCACGUCACAUUCUUUUUGGUGCGCCGACACUUACGGAGCACCUCUCGGGUCGUCAGUUUGAGCUAAGCCCCACAUCCUUUUUCCAGAUCAACACGGCAGGGAUGGAGUUGCUGCUGCGCGAGACAGUGGCGGUGGCGGCGUUGAGUACGGCCACAACGCUGCUGGAUCUCUGCUGCGGCACCGGCACCAUAGGCCUUACUCUCGCACGGUACGUGAAGCGGGUGAUUGGCAUAGAGCUCGUGGCGUCGGCAGUGCAGGAUGCGAAGCUGAAUGCCGAGCGCAACAAUGUGACCAACGCCACGUUUCACUGCGGGCGUGUAGAGCAGCUCCUGCCUGACGUCAUCAACGCGUUGCCAGCAGAAGACCGAGCCGAUAUUGUGGCUAUUCUCGACCCUCCCCGGGCCGGUGUGACACCGACCGUGCUGAAGUGGAUACGCGGCACCCCGACCAUUCGACGGGUGGUAUACAUCUCCUGUGAGCAGAAGGCACUGGAGCGCGACUGCCCGCCGUUGACGAAGCCUACCACGAAGGCGUACCGCGGGCUACCGUUCGUGGUGGCGGCGGGCUUCGCCGUGGAUCUCUUCCCCCAUACUCCGCACGUGGAGAUGGUGGUAGUGCUUGCUCGCUGUGAGGAUGAGGCGAGCGAGGGCGAAUAA